AUGGCUUGGCUCCAAUUUACCGUCUUUCUAGCCGUUGCGGGGCUCAAUGCGGCGGAUACUUUCUGCGAAAGCCACAAAGAGGUGAGAUUUUAUAUUGUACUUGAGGUCGGAUUGAAAUUUAGGAGAAUUGAUGGUUUUUGGGUGAAGAAUGGGGAAUAAGUUUGAUUAGAACGUUGUAGGGGCCGUGUUAUGUCUUUACUUAAAAGAUUGCGGUAGAGAUUGACGGUUUGUUGAGAAAAUUAUAUUGCACUUGACCUCAGAUGGGGAUUGAGUAAGAACGAUGCAAUAAGAAGGAGAUAGUUGUUUCCUUUUGGGUUGAAAUCGAAGAUUAGUAUAUCUUCUUACUUUUUAAGUGUAUUUCUUUCCUUUAGCGUGCCGCUUUCGUGUUUCAGGACCAUUUUUUGUUAUAGUAGGUAUCAGGCCCGAGAAAGAUCGAAAAUUUGUGGGAUUUUUGGUUUGAAAAUUUUGUAAAAUUUACUCUUCGAUCUCUAAAGAGAAUGUUAGAACAUAGGGUUACGUUUUUAUUGUUCAAACGGUAAUUUAAUUAAUGGUUUAGGUAUCAAGUGUAAUAUUGUUUUUAUCACCUUUGACAUAAUGUAUUAAAUGAAAGUUUUGCGUAUUUCCAGGUCCAUCCCACCUCAGUUCGCACAAACAACCAAAAAUUCCCGAUGUUUUUGUCGCAUGGUCCCACCAGAACGUACACUUCCGAAGUCCUCGAGUUCAACUGGAGAUGGUUUUCGGAACUCAAGCUGGGCAGUCAAGACGUCUUCUCCUUGCUCUCAGCCAUUGACUCUUGCACCAAUAUUGUCUGGGGAGACACUGUUCUGCUGCUGUUGUCCCGAACCACCUCCAUGGAACAUCUGAUUGGUCGGACUACUAUAAUAUCCGAUUGCGAGGCGGGAAGGGUAAGUUUUUUUAGGAUUUUUUGUUGGCUUUUAGGUACUACAGAUGCGAUAUGAGCUACAUAGUGUUAUGGCGGAAAUUUACGGUGUUUGGAUUAGUGUUCUUUUUCAGAUUUUCGAAUUUUGCGUCAACUUCCUUGGUGAUGGGAAAUGCGACCGAAAGGACAAUUGCACAGUAGUCAAUGCGGGCAAACGGUGAGUUAUAGACGCUAUAUGAUGUCAGGAAGGGUUGAGCAAGUUAUGGGGCGAAUGUUGGCUUGGAUUUGAUUAUUCUCGAUUAUAUUCACCAUGGCAGUUUGAGCUCCGAAAAUAUCAAAAUUUCUCCAGAUUUAUGGGCCAAAGAUACUUAUAAUAGGGAGUCUGGUGUUUUAAAUCAGUUUUAGCAUACUUUACUUUCAUUUUCAGACCCGGUUCCCUCGAAAUUGGCUCUGUUGAGAUUUGCUCCAAGGACCUCGACGAAUUUUUUGAUCGUUCCACCUACAAUCGGACCUUUGAUCUCCUCGAAAUGGGCGUUGUUGUGGACCGAACCGCCAAUCGACCUCAUUUGGUAUGAAUUUUUAUAUUAUACUUGUAAUUUUAGGUACCAUUACAUCCAAAAUAAUCUUUUUCUUGACUUCAGAUCGACUUGACGGGCCGUGGAAAGGCCGAUUUUUGCUCCCACCGCCUCUCCCCACCCGAUAUUACGGUGGACGAAUGGAGAUCGGCGGCUCUUCUCCAGGCCGCAUGGCCAUUGUUGAGACGCUUCGAAUUGCCUGAAAACAAAGAGGACUUUUUGCAAUUCCGUCCGAACAGAAACAGCGCCAAAGCUGCGGUUGAGGUGUGUAUUUGAAAUUGAUUUUUAUCUUUUUAUUUUUUUAGAAAUUUAUUUUUUUGGAUUACUGUACACGGCCAAAAAAAUCCUACAGCUGUAGGAUUUUUUUGGAGGUUUAAAAUUUUGAUUAAUUUUGGCAUUUUCCAUUUUUCGCGGAGACUUUAUAAGGGGUAAAAAACAUUAGGGCAAAGUAAAAUCUAGGUUUUAAUCAAAGGCUCGGGCGCAGCUUGGGAAAAAUAUUUUUUUUAAUAUACGCUGGGAGUAAAAGUUUGGUCAAUUUUGUUUAAACGAGGACUUCAGAAGGAUUGAAAAACCCUAUUAUUAGCUAGAAAGCGGGUUCCAAGUCAAAGCUCGGGCGCAGGUUGGGAAAAAUAUUUUUUUUGUGGUAGGCCGGAGAAUGAAAAUUUGGUCCAUUUUGCUUUGAGCGAAGACUUCAGAAGGAAUGAAAACCCGUGUUUUAGCAAAAAAAGGAGUGAAAAGUAAAAGCUCGGGCGCAGGUUGGAAAAAAUAUAUUUUUGUAUUACGCCGCAGAAUGAAAGUUUGGUCGUUUCUUGUUUGAAUCAGGACUUCAGAAGGAAUGAAAACCCGUAUUUUUUUAAAAAAAAGGAGUUAAAAGUAAAAGCUCGGGCGCAGGUUGGGAAAAAUAUUUUUUUGUGGUAGGCCGGAGAAUGAAAUUUUGGUUGAUUCUUCUUUGAAUCAGGACUUCAGAAGGAAUUAAAAACACGAAUAUUAGCUAGAAAAGGGGUUUCAAGUGAAAGCUCGGGCGCAGGUUGGAAAAAUAUAUUUUUUGUAUUACCCCGGAGAGUGAAAGUUUGAUCGAUUUUUGUUUGAAUCAGGACUUCAGAAGGCAUGGAAAAUAUUAAUUUUAGCUAGAAAGUGGGUUUCAAGUCAAAACUCGGGCGCAGCUUGGAAAAAAAAAUAUUUUUUAUAAUAUGCCGGAGAGUGAAAGUUUGGUCCAUUUUUGUCUGGACAACGGCUUGAGAAGUUAUUAAAAGCAUUAGUAUAAGUUAAAAAAUAGGUUUCAAGUCAAAGCUCGGGCGCAGCUUGGAAAAAAAUAUUUUUUGUAUUACGCCGCAGAGUGAAAGUUUGGUCUAUUCUUUCUUGAAUCAGGACUUUAGAAGGCAUGGAAAAUAUUAAUUUUAGCUAGCAAGUGGGUUUCAAGUCAAAGCUCGGGCGCAGCUUGGAAAAAAAUAUUUUUUAUAAUACGCCGGAGAGUGAAAGUUUGGUCCAUUUUUGUCUGGACAACGGCUUGAGAAGUAAUUAAAAACAUUAGCAUAAGUUAAAAAUGGGUUUCAAGUCAAAGCUCGGGCGCAGCUUGGAAAAAAAAUUAUUUUUUUAAUACGCCGGAGAGUGAAAGUUUGGUCGAUUCUUGCUUGAAUCAGGACUUCAGAAGGCAUGGAAAAUAUUAAUUUUAGCUAGAAAGUGGGUUUCAAGUCAAAGCUCGGGCGCAGCUUGGAAAAAAAAAUAUUUUUUUUAUACGCCGGAGAGUCAAAGUUUGGUCCAUUUUUGUCUGGACAACGGCUUGAGAAGUUAUUAAAAGCAUUAGUAUAAGUUAGAAAAUGGGUUUCAAGUCAAAGCUCGGGCGCAGCUUGGAAAAAAUAUUUUUUUUUGUGGUAUGCUGGAAAAGAAAAUCUUAUCACUAAAUUCUUUUCUUUGCCCAUUUCUCUUUUAAAACUUUUAUUUUCAGCAGACUUCCUACGUCUGUGAGUACAUUAUCAAUGGAAUUUACACCCACCCGACCUGCGAUUGGAACGGCUCCACUGAUUUGUCGGUCCUCCGCCGCCAACUCCACACCGAAAAUUGGUUCGCCAAACAGUUGAAUCGGACCCUGUUUCGACUGGAACGCCGCGCCGUCAUGCCCAUGAUCACCGCCGAGCAAAUCGAAGAAUACCAAAGGGAAUUCCAGGCCUCGGAAGCCAUGAAUCGCCUCGUAAUUGGAUCAAUGGUGUCCUACGCAGUGAUUGCACUCUGCAUUGCGGUGCAUUUGUUCCUGCCAUAG
Bursaphelenchus xylophilus (pine wood nematode) is the source of this 3712-nucleotide messenger RNA. The record is from the annotation of a GenBank genome assembly. Lineage: Eukaryota; Metazoa; Nematoda; Chromadorea; Rhabditida; Aphelenchoididae.